Contarinia nasturtii (swede midge) is the source of this 4413-nucleotide messenger RNA. RefSeq names its product heterogeneous nuclear ribonucleoprotein U-like protein 2. The record is from RefSeq and is a predicted model, not a curated record. The transcript is spliced from 12 exons. Gene Ontology annotation, molecular function: protein binding. Lineage: Eukaryota; Metazoa; Arthropoda; Insecta; Diptera; Cecidomyiidae. Bases 824 to 4339 code for a protein of 1171 amino acids.
UUGUGUGUUGGUUCCACAUACCGAAUAGAAGAGCGAGAAGCAGAAAAAAAAGAACGUUCAUAAGUACGGGAUUCAUAAUAAUAAGAAGAAAAAGAAGAGCAAAAUAAAGCACACACAACCUAGCAAUCGCCAUUCGCGCGCAUCUCACGUUCACGACAAUUCAUUUGGCAAGUGAUGAAAUAAUAAUACAAUUAUUGUAUUUUUAUCUAGUUAAAUAUUAUAAAUUAAAAAUAUCGUGUAAGUGGCAAAUAAUUAUUUGAAAAUUGAUUCAUUUGUAAAAUUGUCAAAUGCGACAAAGACAUUUGCAAAAGACCGAACAGAAGGCACAAAAAAAAUUAUUCAGAAGAGAGGUAAAUAACAAAUCGGAGUGUGUGCAUCUAAUCGUGUGGUAGAAUAUACGAAGAAAAAAAUCUAUACACACUGUGUGUGUGAAAAAGUGAUUGGAACUGUUCGGAAAGAAAAGAAAAAAAAAAUUUUUUGUUAGCAUACACAAAUGUGUGUAUAUGAUUUUUGCGAUAGCAAAUAAAAGGGAAAAAAACGUAACAAAACUGAAAAUUGUAUUAAAAAACAUUGCAUGCUUACAGAGCGAAGAUUUUUUGGUUUUUUUCGAGCGGGAAAACCGAACGAAACACAUUCAUUUCGAUCAACAUUGUGAGAACAAACGGUGAAAUUGAACAGUGAACAUUAAGUUGCGGAUAAAUAUAUAUAUAUACAAAGAUAAAAAGAAUAAUAGAAUUUCGUGUGUGUGACACCGAUAGCGAGACCAAGUGUGAAACCGACAUAAACGAAGUAAUUUAAUGUGCUCGAUCGAUUUUCUAUCAUAAUGGAUCCAGCAAAAUUAAAGGUUGUCGAACUACGUGCUGCAUUAGCAGCUCGCGGUCUCGAUCAAAAGGGUGUUAAAGCCAUUUUAGUAUCACGUUUGCAAGCCGCAUUGGACCAAGAACAACAAAAUUUGGAUGCAGCAGUCACUACAGAUGUCGAUUCGUCAGUGCUACAACAACAACAACAACAACAAGAUCCAAGUAUUAUAGAAAAUCAAUUCCUACCUGAAGAGCAGUUUCAAGUACAAACAGAGCCACCCGUUCUUCCGGACACAUCAACGCAAUAUUGCGAAGAAUUGCCGACCAAUGAACCUGAAUCGGCUCCAAUCCAAUAUGAAGCACCAAUACCACCACCACAGCAGCAGCAGUCGCCACAGCAGCAACCGCAGCAAGAAGAGGCAGAGGCUCAGUUCUUUAAUCAAAAUCAAAUACAACAACCGCAGCAGCAGUCGCCAGAGCAGCGGCAGCCACAACAAUUUCAAGUGGACGACGAUGACGAAGAUGAAAGUCAAUCUUCACGAAGUGAAAAUGAAAGCAAUGGCGAUGAAAAUAAUUACAAUCAAAAUGAUGAUGUAUCAUGCGAACCGGCUGAACAUCAACAAUUUGCCAGCACCGAAGAGCCAAUGGAAACGGAGCAAGCGGACAGCUUGAAUGAAUUUGCAAAUCAAAAUAUUAGUGAAUCAAAUACAAAUCAUGAGUUAAAUGAGUUAAAUGAACCAACUGAAAGUGAGGAAAUCACACCAACAAAGCAACCGGAAUCAAAUGAACCGAUGACAACAGAAGAUACAAAUGACGAUGAUGAAGAAAAAUUAUCGACUAAAAAUGGCAACGAAAAAGAUGAAAUUGGAGAGGAGAGUAAAAGCCCGAACCGUGACAAGGACAAACAAACACCCGAAAAAGAUUCAGAAAAACAAGAGAGUCGAAAACGUAAGCGUUCACGUUCAAAGUCAAAAUCACCGCCAGCCAAACGAGCCAAUCGACGUGCAUCACCUGCCCGUAACACCGACGACUUUACAAACGAAGAAGACGAACCGGAAUUCGAUGAGAAUGCCGUUCUUUUGAGUUGGUACGAUUCGGAUUUAAAUUUGGCCAUCAAUAAACCCGAUCUAUGUUCAGCUCGUCCAUUAUCUGAUGGUGUAUUGGCAUUGGCCUGGGCUGGUGCACGUUCAACAUACGGUGUGAACAGUGGAAAAGUUUGCUAUGAAGUUCAAGUCAAUGAAAUCAAUCGAGUACAAAAUUUAUCCGAAGAACGUAAUUUAUAUGAAUUACGUUGUGGUUGGUCGAUAUUAUCGGAUAAUUUACAACUCGGCGAAUGUAAUCUAUCGUUUGGUUACAGUGGUUGCGCUAAAAAAGCCAACGAUAAUGUAUUCAGUGAAUACGGUAUAAAAUAUGGUUCACGUGGCGAUGUUGUUGGUGUUUAUUUGGAUUUGGAUAGUACGCCAUGUUCAAUUCAGUAUACAGUCAAUGGUGAAUCGCAAGGAACUGCAUUUGAAUUUAAUAAAGAUGAUUUGAAUGGUGCAUCAUUAUAUCCACAUAUUUUAACGAAAAAUCUUGCUUUUACUGUUAAUUUUGGACAAUGUUCAAAACUACUUGUGAAUGAAGAACGUCCAAAUCGUGCACGACGCGAUGAAAGUUCACGUCGCGAUAAAAACAAAGAUAAACGAAGCAAAGAUUCAAGAAAGAGUAGCUCACCAAGCAGUCAAACGACAUCGGAUGAUAAGAAAAAAUCCACCAAAAAAUCAGAACCACAAAAAUGCGACGAAAAAACUGAAGAAAAAACAACGGUUGAAGAAGGCACCGAGAGCAAUACCGAGACCAAUGCCGAGAGCAAUACCGAGACCAAUGCCGAGAUCAAUGCCGAAUCCAAUGUUGAUGCCAACACUGACGUUAACGCCGAAACGAAAGAACAACCAGAUGAAAGUGGCGGCGAACAAGGACCGGAUAAGGAAAAAGUGCCCGCAUCCGAAAAUGGUGACAGCAAUGAUGAUGCCAAAAAUGGCGAAAAAGACAAACCAAAUGAAUUGCAACAAAAAGAAUAUUCACUUCUGCCCGGCUAUCAAUUGAUUGGAACGAUUGGCAUUGAAAAUUUGGUUCAGGGUUACCAAAGACCAAAAACUCGUAAUGAAUGCGAAGUCAUUCUUUUAAUUGGAUUACCCGGCGCCGGUAAAACACAUUGGGCCAAUCAGCAUUCCAAAGACAAUAUUGAAAAACAUUAUAAUAUACUUGGUGUACAGAAUCUACUCAGUAAAAUGACGGUUUGUGGAGAGUCAAGAAAAAAACAUCAUUCGCAUGGACGAUGGGAACGAUUUAUAGACUGGGCCACAAGAGGUCUUCACUCCAUUCAAGAUAUUGCCGUUAAGAAGCGCCGUAACUAUAUUUUGGAUCAGGCAAAUGUAUUGGCAUCUGCUCAACGUCGAAAAAUGAAGGGGUAUGGUGAGUUUAAGCGCAUUGCUACCGUUAUAAUUCCCGAUGAUGCCACCCACAAAGAACGCUAUGAUAAAGUAACCGAAAAAAUUGUAUCCGAAAAUGCACUCAAUGAGAUGAAAGCUAACUUUACUCUGCCCUCCACCGAUUUUGGAUGGUUCGAUGAAGUAACAUACACCGAAUUGGACGAAGAGGAAUCAAAGAAAAAAGUGCAGGAAUUCAAUGAAAAAGGCAAAAAAGCGACAAAAGAACGUGAACGUGACAGUGAUCGUGGUGAUCGUCGACGAGAUGAUAAUCGUGAUCGUUAUGGUCGUGACCGCCGAAAUUGGGGCCAAUCGUCUUCCGAUCGUCGUUGGAGACAUCAACAGGGCUCAUCAUCUCAGUGGCAUAAUAGAGGCAUUGGUGGCGCUAGUAGUGGCGGCGGAGGCGGUGGCGGCGGCGGUGGCGGCGGCGGUGGUAGAAGUCGCGAUAAAUGGCAUGGCAGCGGCAAUAAUUGGGGCAAUCGACGAUAUGAUUAUCCAAAUCAUCGUGAUAGAAGGCACGAUGACCGACGCGGCGGUGGAGAUGAUUUUUCACGCAACUACGAUAGAAAACCACCAAACCGCGACUACAAUCGUGGACGUGACAAACGUGAGGGCAGUGGCGUUAGCGGCGGCGGCGUUUCUGAUAAACAUGGAUCGAAACGUGAUAAAGACAACCAUUCAAGCAGCAGAAGUAGUUAUAGUUCGAAAGGUAGCGGUAGUCAUUGGAACACGAAUAAAUCAAUGAGCUCAAACAGUCGCGAUUACGGUUCAUACUCAUCUAUGUCGUCUUCUCAACAGUCUUCAGCAUCAAGUAACUGGGCAGCGGCGACCAGCAGUUACACACCACAACAACAGCAAUGGUUGCAAUGGCAACAACAAGGUCCCAUAAUGCAAGCAAGUCAGCACCAAAGCCAACAACAGCAUCAGCAAGGUAAUAAUGCCCAAUGGUGGCCACAACAACAGCAACAGGCAUCUGGAAAUCAUCAAGGAUGGCAGAAUUGGGCUCAAUAUGCACAAGCAUAUGGGGUGAAUGCUUCAAAUAGCAAUGGAGCAAACAUGGGAAAAAAAUAAGAGUUAGGAUGAACGAGAAAUAAAUAACAAAAAUACAAAUGAUUUUUUUACCAAUAGUAAAUUUCUGUACACAA